Sus scrofa (pig) is the source of this 516-nucleotide messenger RNA. NCBI's taxonomy places the organism in Eukaryota, Metazoa, Chordata, Mammalia, Artiodactyla, Suidae. The record is from RefSeq and is a predicted model, not a curated record.
AUGGCAGCAGGUCCCUGGUGGCAGGUGCCCCAUUUGGGAUGUGCCCCACGGAUGACGGAGGACCAGUCUCCCCUCCUCUGGGAUGACUCAUUAGGAAUGACCCGAAGGGGCGGGGCGCGCGCGGGCGGCGAGGGGGCGUGUCCGGCGGGCGCGCGCGGGCGGCGAGGGGGCGUGUCCCGGGAGCGGCGGCGGCGGCGGCGCGGGCCGGGCGCGCGGCGCAACCUCCUGUGCUGGAAUGUGCGGCUCCCGCGAGCUCCGGGCGCCCGAGCCGAGCGAGCGCCGCCGAGGCCCCGGGCCCCAGACCCCGGCGGCGGGGGCGGUGGCCGGGACGGCGGGGCGGGAGCCCGAGGCCUGAGGCCUCUGCAGACCCCCUCUCGGGGCUCGGCGGGCCUCGACGGCCCCGGGCCCAACUUUUCCUCCCUCCCCUCCCCCGAAAGUCCGGCAACAAAGAAAAGGAGUCGGAGCAGGAGCCGCGCCGCCGGGGCUUCGCCCCUCCUCGCCCAAGAAGGCCGGUAA